AUGACAGUUCAAGCUGAAAUUGAUGGAUCAAUAAAAGUGAAAAGUUAUUUACAAGGAAAUCCAGAAAUUCAAUUAGCACUUAACUCUAAUAUAAUCCUUGGUCAAGAUUCAGAAGUUACUGAUGAUCGAUAUGGAAUUAUAUUUGAUGAUUAUAAAUUUCAUGAUUCAGUAGACGUCUCAGGUUUUGAAGAAAAUCGAAGAAUGACAAUAUUUCCACCAGAAGGAUAUCCUAAAAGAAUGGAUGUCACCGUUCGCAUUCGUGCGGAUUUUCCGGAAGAUAAAAUCGCGACCAAAUGUACGAUGAUUGUACCUUUACCACACGUCACUCAAAGUGUUUCAUAUGAACGAUUAAAUGAUAACUCUGGUCAAUCCGCUCAAUAUGAUAAUAAAAUCCAAAAACUUACGGGAUCAGUACCGUUCUUACCUGCCGCUCAGUUAGAAGUUGGACCAAUAAAUCUUGAAUUUGAUAUACAAAAUUACACGUCUUCCAAAAUACAAAUUCGUCGAUUAAAAGUUCAUGAGAAGAAUAAUGCUUUGCCUCCCCAAAGAAGAUGGAUAAGAUUUUAUACCAUCUCGGAAAGUUAUGUUUUUCGUGUUUAA
Messenger RNA from Diversispora eburnea, 600 nucleotides. The record is from the annotation of a GenBank genome assembly. Lineage: Eukaryota; Fungi; Glomeromycota; Glomeromycetes; Diversisporales; Diversisporaceae.